AUGCCCAGUUCCCGUAAUCAAGGUUUCCUCGACGCCGCCGCCAUGGUUCUAGGUGGCGGCAAUCGUUCGUGGAGCGAGAUCCGCGAGUUCGUAGACCGCUACGGCCCCCUCCACGCCUUCCCCAUGUACCAAUACGCGGCGCCGGCCGGCUCGCAAGCGCGUAGUGUGUGGGAGACCACGUGGGAAACGUACAACCGUCUCCUCGGAUGGGAGAGCGAGCGGGCCCGGCUGUACGCUGAACUGCAGGGACUUUCCCCGGAGGAUGCAUAUUAUUCUCGCCUUGCGCAGGAAUACCAGCAAGCAGACCAAUACUGCAUGGCGGCAAGAGAUGCCCUGGAGUCCGCUCAUGGCCAGGGAAGCCACAGGAUUGUAGAGGGUCUGAAUCAAGAGGUCCACGCCGAGGAAACGCGUCAGAUGCAGCUCGAAGAGGUGCGCCCUGGCCCCCAGAUGACCACGGGCAUGGCCGACUUCUACAACGGAAAUCCCAACGUGCAGGCGUAUCCCGACGACCUGCAGGUGGCUGGAUGGGACACAGCGCCACAGCAAGGGCCCAGCGGCAGCGGUCAAGCUGCGCCGUCGCACGCGAAGAAGUCUCGUCGCUCGCGCCGGCAUUAG
Molecule: messenger RNA, 615 nt
Organism: Purpureocillium lilacinum
Lineage: Eukaryota; Fungi; Ascomycota; Sordariomycetes; Hypocreales; Ophiocordycipitaceae
Source: RefSeq, a predicted model, not a curated record